Messenger RNA from Symbiodinium sp. CCMP2592, 5892 nucleotides. The record is from the annotation of a GenBank genome assembly. Lineage: Eukaryota; Dinophyceae; Suessiales; Symbiodiniaceae.
AUGCCGGCUGCUUGCAAAGCUAGCCAAUGCAAUACCAUGAGUGUGCCGCCUGUUGCGUGCACCUCAGCUCUGCCAGUGCAGCCUGUAACGUGCCCGGCCAGCUCCACCCGACCAGCUGCCACUCCAGUGCGGCCAUCCGACACUCCCUUCUCGCUGGUGCGAUUGGGCAUGGCCGCGCGGAUUGAGGUACUUCCUGCACACUUAGACAGGCCAGAGCUCCGAAACCGUCCGGUCAUGACCUUCAAUUGGGCUACUCAGCACCGUGCGGCUGGAGCUACAGCUGAACUCCGGCAACAGGACCGAUAUGCACUGUUUGACACUGCCAGCCACCUCAGUGUACGAAGACUUCCGGAGGGUUGGUGCAUCAAUGAUAUUGUAGCCGACAUCAUUGGCUCCCAACCACAGGUACGCUCAGUGCGUUUCCACAUGGACAGAUUGCCCCACCUUCCGGCUAUCCAAGUCACGGCAACCCUUAGAGGCGCAGAGCAAAGGGCAUUCACAGUUCCGCUUGACUUACGCACUGUGGAAGGCCGGAUCUGCACCAUUGAUGCCCCUAUUGGCUGUCGACCGGCAUUGCUGAAGGCUAUCUGUGUCAACAGUUGUGCAACGGGCCGCCUCCCGCGGGGCUUGUUUCACUUGGUUGCGCCAGACGGUUCCUUGGCAGCGAUCCCAGCUGAUCAGGCACCGCCCUUUGACUUUGUGCGCAGUACCCGGGAUGACCCCGCACCUGUUGGGGAGGAGCAGGAACAGGAGCCGGUGGUUUCAGAUGAAGAUGAUGAAGCCACACUCAUGCAGUUGCAUGCCGGUGUUCAUAGCCCACAUAUCACCAGUGCUAUGUCGACCGAUGAUGGAUGGAACGGCACGCGAGGCACAACUUGCAAAGUGUCUGUUGACCACCCUGUUCUUGAGCCGGUACAUCCCCCUUCAUUGCUUGCCAAGGCUGGCCCCCCACGGGCUAGCAUAUGGUUUGAUAAAACUCCGACAUACAAGAUUCUUCCAGAGAGAUGGGCUACCCCAGCACUUCUGCGGAUCCCUGCUGGGCAGUUGAAUCUGUAUUGUGCCGUGGAGGAAAACCAUGAUACUGAGCGCCGUUAUGCCCUGUUUGACCGGCUUAGGCACACCAGUGUGCGAAAGGCUGCAGCGGAUUGGACUCUGGAAGAUUACGCCGCGGAUGCGGUGAUGCCAGCACCGGAGCCGACUGCUAUCUUCCAGAUUGUCACCAUCGCAAUCGCGGGGCUUCCCACUCCGCAAUUCACCUUGACUCCAGCCGGAGUUCCGGCGGCAUCCCUUACUUUGCCUGUCGAUGCCAGGAACAUGGGAGGUCCCGUACUUGCGCUGUUGCUGCGUCCUGGAAUGCCCAGUAGCGAGGUCUUCGACAGGAUCGCCAGUGUCUUCCCUGCAGCGCGAUACCUGGUUGAUUUGGCUGCACCUCUUGAUGGCCUCUUCCUCCAAGAUGCUUUGGGCAGAGUCUGGGAGUCGUGGAUGACUGUGCGUAUUGACAGGACGGCCUUCCCAGGAGCACCACAGUUUGCGCCCACCUCUGCGCAAUCUCAAUGGGCAGGUACGACUUCGACAACGACAGCCAUGCAGCAGGCCCUUUCUUCGGGCACGCAUAUCUCCUUCGUGCUAGCAGGUGAGGGUACGUUGAUCAGGCUGGCCCCGCAGCCUGUGCAGCAAGUGAACGUGCAACAUUCUAUAGCAGAGAUGUUGCUUAUUCUUGCUCGACAAGGACGUAUGCCCAGGCAUCCCAUGAUCUCGAUAUGUACAUCAAUGCCACGUAACCCAGAGCGCCCCAAUGACCUUCUCGUUGGAUUUGUGCUGUACUCAAGUGCCACUGAGGCUACUCACGUUGCCAUACUCCAAGAUUUUUCGGCUGAUGGGACCAUGCUACAGGCCAUCACCGUUGACGUUGGCACUCGUUUAGAGCACAUGAUUGGCAGCGCGCAAUCCCGCAGGGGUUUUAUUCCGGUGCUCAACGGCGUUCCCAGAGCCGCAGCCAAUCGCAACCUUGUUACGGGGGAUCUGGUACAGGUUCAACUUCCACCCCUCACCGCUAGGGUUGUGACGGUGGCUCAUCUGUACUUCCUGCUCCCAGAGCUACGGCUCUUUGCGAUGCCUCUUAGCAUGCCAUCCAUGGCACCUGUCGUCAGGAACCCUCUCGAUCCGGGCUUCAUUGAGAGAGGACGGGACGCAGCCCGGCGUACUCUGCAUCUGCGUUCUUUGGAGCGACGCGUUAUGAGACAACCGGCGGCGCAUGGAGCCGUAAUCUGGGAUAAUGGCCAGCGAAGGCCUAGCUCAAGUGCCUCCAUAGGCACCGGAGGCACCUCCUUGGUGCAAAUACCUGAUGUCGCUCAAAAACAAGCGGCUCGAUGCAAGCAGCUUCGGGACAUCCAUGAGGAUCGAAGUCAUUGUCCCUGUGUGGAUGGCGCAUUGCAAUGCCCUCCUCCUCUGCCACUAGACGGCGCCAUCACUGCCACGAGCCACUUCUACGACGCUGCCCAUGCUUCUCAUAGUGAGGCCCCAUCCGGAGUGACUGCCACUCUUGGAGAGGCACCGCCCCGCGGCCACCAGCUUGAUGUGCAGCAACGUGAUUGCAUACCAACGCCGCUUGGAAGACGAGCUGUACGUCGGGCCCCAUCACAAACUUCCACUAUACCCCAUGCGAAGCCAGGCGAUUCCUCUUCCGGUGGCCUAGUGCAGACCCCCACCAUUGCGGAUGCACAUGAGCACCGAUCCGUGCGACAAGUUGUAUCGCUGGCUAGUUGCAUCCCGGACAGUGAUCGGAAGGCGUACUUGGAGAGUUCCCUUCAUCUGGGUUUGCCGGAGGAUGCAAUAGAUGUCGCCUUGGCAAGUUUUGACCUAUGCCACGUGUGCCAUGAUAAGCCUCAGGGGCUGAGCCUUCCGCAAGUCACAAGUCGCUUCCUCCACAGGCUGCCCCAGGCUAACCACCAUGCUGUUCCCACGGCCCUACUCAUGUAUGUUGACGGCUCAUAUGAGGCCGAAAGUGGAGCAUGGGCUGUUUGCUGCUUGGGUUUAGUUGGUGAUGAAUGGCAGUGGCUAGGUUACUUUGCAGAUGUUGUGCCAGCACAGGUUGAGAUCAGGUCUGCCUUCGAACCCGAGCUCUACGCACAACUCGUUGCUCUGGGCAUUGCAGCUCGUCUGGGCGUUCCCACUACGGUUUUUUAUGAUUGCACAUCCGCCGCAGUUGUUGCAACAGGUGGCGCUGCCACCAGCGCAGCCACCCCUCUGGCGCGAGCAGCUGCCAAUCUCUACAUGUAUUCAGGUGUGAGGGGCCAUUGGCCUGCCAUGCAACACGUGCGGUCGCACCAAGGUGACCCUCUCAAUGAGUUGGUAGAUCGGAUGGCGAAAGGGGCGCUCCGGAGCCCCGAGCUACGGGCACCCUUGGGUGAUAUGCACAUUGCCGACUAUGUGUGUCACCAAGCCUUUGAAUGGCUAUGGCUGUACCAUGUUCGAAAGCAUUCCACUGCCUGGCCCACGGUUGACGCGGUAGAAGCCAAGAUGCAGGUGCAGGGAGUCCUUCGUUUCUCGGGCCCCAUCCUGCAGGGACAGCUGGGAUGCCAAAUCUGGAUUGACCCUCGAUCAGGGCCAUGGGUUGCCUCUGCGUUUCGAGUCACCUUUAGGCACCCCCGAAUGCUGGAGGUCCAGGCGAGGCUAGGGGACCAGCCCCUCACCAUCAUCUCUGGCCAUUGUCCGACUGCCGCUUCACCGGAGGUUGAAAGGCAAGAGUGGUGGCGCAUGCUGCGAAGCCGCCUUCUGGCACUCCCCCCGGGACAUGUCCCGCUGUUACUGCUGGAUGCAAACGCUCGUUUUCUUUGGCAGGAAGGUUCAGAGGCCCCCAGCAAUGACAAUGGCCGCGAGCUUGACCAGCUUGCUGAUGAAUUUGGCCUCCGUCGCACUGCAGCGCAUGAACCGGACGGGACUCCACGCAUUUCCUGGCAGCCACCUGCGGGAAGCUAUGCGUCUGGGGCAUGCCUCGACUAUGUGGUGUGCCGAGACGAUUGGUUUAACCAGCGAUCGGAGCAGGCCCUACUGCCGAUCGAGGAUGUCCAAGCUGGCAUCGACCAUACUCCCAUCAUGGCAUCAUUUUCUGCUGACCUCUGGCGACCAUUUCGGGACCCGGCACGCCUCAACCGAGAUGCCAUGCGCACUGAGCAGGGUAGGGAGCAGAUCCGGCACAUCUUUGACACAAUCCCGACGGUACCUUGGCAUGUUUGCGUUGAUGAACACCUUCAAAUCAUCAACAAGCAUCUCCAAUCAGGCCUCCUUGAUGCCUUUGCGGGCGGUCCACGACCGCGCAAGCCGACCACUUCCGAGACCACGUGGCAGCUCCUCCAGGCAAGGCGCAUGCAACGUCGCACCUAUCGUCGUCAAGCUCUGUUACGGUCCAAAUGGGUUUUGUCACAGUGCUUUCGGGCCUGGUCUGGAGGCAAUGCCAUGUCGGCUAGAGCGAUGCAUCGCCGCAAGAAACGCCAUCACAUGCAGGCGGCCCACCACAUUGCCACUAUGCAGAGUUUGAGCCGACAGCUUCGGGAGGCACACAGGCGUGAUGAAGCUGAGUUCACGCGCCUAACAUACCAAGAUUGCCGGGAGCAAGGCCCUGUAGUCCUGGCUCGUAAGCUGCGUACUGUCAUGCGUUGUGGACGCGGAGGAGCCAAGGCCGGCAUCCCUGACGCGCUGAGAUGUCAGGGCCAAGUGCUUACGGAGCCUGGCGCUAUCCUGGAUGCUUUCGGACACCACUUUGCGAAAACCGAAGCCGCAACUCCCAGAAAGCUGGAUGAACUUUGUGAAAAAGUUGACACCACCGAUUGCUCCAGCAGCCUCCAGUUAAACGGCGCGCCAUCACUGGCAGACCUUGCAGCAGCCUUUGCGUCGCUCAAAUCUGGCAAAUCACCCGGGAUUUCCGGGAUCCCGUCGGAGGUCUACUCCAGGUGUGCGCCCCAGGCAGCCCUUUGCCAUAUGCCUUUGGUCCUCAAAGCAUUGAGUAGGAAGAGAAUGCCAACGUUGUGGACCGGCAUGAGAGCCCACCCAAUCCCGAAGCCUAAAAAGCCGAGUGACGUAUGCGAAGGCUACAGGUCCAUAGCGCUGGCCGAGCCGGCUAGCAAAGCCAUCGGCAAAUCCACUCGAGCGGCGCUCAGCCGAUGCUUUGAGGCAUGCACUUUACCCACCAUUGGUGGUGCGCGGGCCGGCUUUCCCGCAGAAAUCCCGGCGAUGGCCGCGCGCUCUCACAUAGCCACGCUUCGGCGCACUGGGCGAGCCGGUGCCACUAUCUAUGUCGACGGAGAGGCAGCAUUUUACGCAGCCUUGCGUUCCCACUUGUUUACUGCGGACGCCCACGAGCUCCAGGCCUAUCUUGGCUCUCUGCAGCUGGAGGAUGAGGUCCGGCGCCGUAUUUGCCAAGCUAUUGGCUCUCAAGGAGCAUUGGAAAGAGCAGGUCUGUGUGAAGCAAGUGUUGCUCUCCUCAAGGGGUCUCCUGUUGCCGACAUUGUGUUUCAGUUUGUCAUUGGAGCCUCGUUACAAUGUCUUGCACAACACUUGGCGGAUGAAGGCAUAGCAGCGACGGUUGAUUUUCAGCAACAGAGUGUUACGGCGACCCCUCAGUCAUGGGUUGAUGACAUCACGGUCUUGCUAACCUCUGCAAGUGCUGAGUCGGUGUAUGCUGAUACCGCCCGGGCAUCGGUUCUCAUUUGCCAGUAUUUGUCCGUCGCUGGGAUUCGUGUCAACUUCUCCCCGGGCAAAACCGAGGCCAUGGUUAGCCUGCACGGACCUGGAACUGUGCGAGCACGGAACCGCAUCAUGCUCGAAGGGGGCGGGACCAUAUCGUUUGAUCUCCCGGGACAGAAGUCUGCAAGCAUACGGUGUGUUGCGGAGUAA